UCGGUCGCGGAUUCUCUGCCCUCCAAGUCGCGGCGGCGCGUGCGACUUUCGCUGUUUUUUUUUUCGUUUUUUUUUCCAAUUAAAAGUUUUACCGGCCGGCGAGUUUUUCAGUUUUCCCAAUAUCUGGAGUACGUGGUUUGAGGGGCAGAGGGACGUUUAUCGUUGAACCUCCGAGUGUGUUGGUUUUGUGGCUUUACUUUUCUGGGUUUUUUGAUAAUAUAUUUGAGAUUUAAUCGGAAGGAGUAAAUCAGUAACUGCCAAUCGUAAAUCUACUUAUAGUAAAUAAUGUUUCAUUUGGACCAAUUUGGGACCUAUGGUUUAACGUGGAAUACUUUGAUUGUUAAACCCUUAAAGGAGGAUUUGAGCUUUAGCUAGUGAUAUUACCACUGCCAACCCCCUCUCCAGGGAGGAAACUUUUGACAAGUGACAAUUAAUUAAUUCAGCAAAAGAAAGAAAAAAUGACAAAGCGACGUUGUACUUCUGCGCUCGCCGUCAGUGCAAUCGUGUUGUUGUGCGCGAUCGUGGUGGUGGUGUGGGUCCAGUUUAGUCUCGGGGCGUUUGACAGGCGUCAACAGUUGACAAACGCGCCGUUUAACAACAAUCAAUCGACAAAUAACGAUCCGCUCAGCAUCAUCAAGGUGGAAAAAGCCGAUAAAAAAGAAUUUAUUGAAAAGACGCAUCUGGAAGGAACCGUUCAAGACGCGAUUUACGUUAAACCGCUCAAAUUACAUCUGGAUGGACAUCGAAAUAAAUCGGCAAAACCCCAUACAGGCCAUUUCAGACAUCACUCGUAUGAAGAUUGGGACCACGCCCCGACCUAUGAAAUCGACGCUUUCGGUAAAAAACUGAUAUUGGAACUGGUGGCCGAUAGUUCCUUUAUAGUACCGAAUCUACAUAUCGUUACUCAUGGCCAGAAUGUGUCGCAACGGUACCCGCACGACCAAAAAAUCUCCGGGUGCUUUUACAAAGGAAAAAUCCAGAACGAUCCCGACUCUGACGUCACGAUCAGCUUGUGUCACGGAAUGACCGGUUACAUAAGAUCAUCGACGGACAACUACUACAUCGAACCAGCCGAAAAUUUAACAAACAACCUUUCGGAAACCCUGUUGCAUCGCAUUAAGAAAUUACCACAUGCCACUACCACUACCAGCAACACGGAACACCAUGAAAGUAAUGACGUAUUUGAUUAUUUUGAUGGGACUAAUGGUAACGAUCAAGAUGAGGGCCACAUAAUCGAAGAUGACUUCAGAGAAGCCACCUCUCACAUUAAUCGCACAAAGCGGGACCUGAGACACUAUGCCAGAAAUGACAUUUUCUAUGACAUAAUUAACCGUAGGCAAAUCACCGAGGAGGAGAGCAAAAGGAACACCAGACAAAGCGAUUAUGCUGCAUAUUCUGACGUCGGGAAUGUGUAUCACCUAAGGGCCUUGAUUGUGGCCGAUAGUACCAUGCUGGAGUUUCACAGGACCCAUCAGGAGUUGACCAAAUACAUUUUAACAUUGAUGUCUCAUGUGGCACUUUUGUAUAAAGAGCCUUCCAUUGGGAACGCUAUCAAUGUCGCUGUGGUGCAUAUCCGAAUUUUGGAACGUCCCAUUCCCGAAUUUUAUAAUAAAUCUUCCUUGAAGUAUAAAGUUUCUAAGGAGCUUAUAAGGGAAUUUUGCGAAUGGAAACAGAAGAAUAUUCAGGAUAAGCAUAAUGUAGCUGUCCUUCUUACCAGACACCCGAUAUGCGCCGAUGAUAAAACCUGUAACACCUUAGGAGUAGCUGAGGUGGCCUCUUUAUGUCGUGAUAGUGCAUCAGCGGGCUGCGCUAUAGUAAAGGAUAAAGGAUUGUUCACUUCUUAUACUAUUGCCCACGAGUUUGGACACACUUUAAGUAUGGUACAUGAUGACGAUACAAAGUGUACAGUACAUAACGCAAACGUCCAACAUCCCAAUCAUAUUAUGACCAGGACUCCAACACAGGAAUCAAAACCGUUUACCUGGUCUCGUUGUUCCAGGCAAUUUGUUACCGAUUUUGUAUCAAAGCCCAGGGCUCGCUGUUUACUAGAACCGGCUUCCAGAGAGGAGAUCCCGAUUGAUCCGGCAACGUUGCCUGGAACGUUCUUCGAACUGGAUAAGCAAUGCGAACUGGAAGGUGCUGGAUAUACCAGUUGUAAAUUGGAUUUGGAUAAGGGCAUUUAUGUGCCUUGCGUGUAUUUAUGGUGUGCUACCCCGAGUGGGGGAUGCCAGACCCACCAUUCGCCAUGGGCAGAAGGUACCAAGUGUGGCCCAUCCAGUUGGUGCUAUAAACGUCAAUGUACUCCCAUAGAUAGCAGCUCUUUUAUGCAAAUCGAUGGGGGCUGGGGAGCGUGGCAACCUUGGGGCCCUUGUAGCAGAACCUGCGGAGGAGGCAUAAAAAAAUCAGUAAGGUACUGCGACUCCCCAGUACCCGAAAACGGGGGAAACUACUGCAUAGGAGACAGCGUCCAGUACAUGUCCUGCAACACCGAAGACUGUGACGAAAACGAGCCCAGUUUUAGAGCGGUCCAGUGUGCCGAAUUCAACGGGGAUCCCAGGGGAUAUCAGGGAUUGGACAGGAGCGUACGCUGGAUACCCGCCACACCGAAUAAAUCACUUUAUUCGAAAUCCUCUGAAUCAGAAGAUUAUUGUAGGCUAAUCUGCAAGGCGGAACAGGGAGGUCAGACGUACGAUUUGCGAAAUAAGGCGAAAGAUGGCACCAAAUGCGGACCGGAUAAUUUCGGUAUUUGCGUUAACGGUGUGUGCAAACCUGGCGGAUGUGAUAACAAGUUGAAUUCGAAAGCUGCGUUCGACGAAUGCGGUGAGUGUGGAGGAGACAAUAGCAGCUGUAGAGUGAUGACCGGUACAUACAAUAGACGGGCGGAACAAGUGAGUUACAACCGGGUAAUUAGGAUCCCUAAGGGCAGCUUGAACCUGAACAUAACCCAACACAGUUUCGGGCAAGACGAAAACUAUUUGGCCCUAAAGGAUGGCGAAACUGGUCGUUACCUCCUAAACGGCCAUCAAAUGUUCCAAACGCAAGAGCUGGAAAUCGAAUUCGCGUCAGUUACAAUCAAAUAUAGCGGGAGUGUCGCUCAACCGGAAUGGAUCGUCACAGAACGAAGGAAAAAACUGCGGAAAGAUCUGAUAAUCGAAGUGUUUUCGAUGAAGAGCUUAUCGCCCCCGAAUAUCGCUUAUCGUUACGUGAUCGGCAACGAUAUCGCACCGAGGUUCUCGUCCCGUUAUCAAAAUGUCCACCGUGGCCCUGAAAAAAGAUACAAUUGGCGGCUCUAUCAAACGAAAUGGUCGGAGUGUUCGUCGAUAUGCGAGGGAAAACAGUAUCGGACUCCGAUCUGUAUCGAGUUGAGUACCAACAAGGAGGUGCACGGGAGCUUUUGCGACGGUAGCGACAUCGACACCGCUACGGAGAAGAGGAGUUGCAAUAAUCAUUGCACUUUGACGUGGCAUGUGGCUUCUAAGAGCGCUUGUUCGCCCCAUUGUGGAAAAGGAUACCGCCAAGUCUACUAUUCCUGCAUGAAAUUAAACAAGAAACAGCAAUUCGACAUGAAUGAGGUGAACAGUCAACAUUGUAACAUUUUAACGAAACCAACUGGCACGGAACCCUGUUAUACCCCAUGCAACAUUACCAGAUGGGACUAUUCCACAUGGACUGAAUGCUCAAAAACCUGCGGAGGAGGAGUCCAAGUGCGUCAAGCGAAAUGCGUGGACGAACACAACAGACCGAUCGACGAUUCCCACUGUAGCGGCAAAGAAAAAAUCGUGGAGCAACGUUGCAACAUUGAGAUUUGCCCCGAUUGGGUUAUCGGAGAAACAUCCGAGUGUUCAGUUCCCUGCGGUGGGGGUCAUCAAAACGUCUCGGUGUACUGCGCCCUGAAGGGACGAAUCACGGAACCGUUUUACUGCGACCAAAGAUCCAAACCAUCCGGUACGCAGAACUGCAACGAACACGCCUGCGGUAGAUGGGAGAAAACCGACACUUUCCAUCCUUGUUCCGUUCAGUGUGGCAAAGGGGUGGAAAAGAGAAAGUAUGUGUGCAAAAAGUUUGACACGGAAGACGUUAUCGAUGAGCAGUACUGCGAUGGAAUAAGGGUACCGCGUGAGGAUACAAGGGCAUGCUACAGAGAGUGUAAUAGACUAACGUACGUCGACGAUAAGUACCCUUACAACCCGAUUAACGAAAACAGCGUGUAUGACAGAUAUGACAGAUAUAAGACGUUUCAAUGGACCCCAAGCGAUUGGACUGAGUGUUCGGAAUUGUGCGGGGGUGGUACCAAAAAGCAACAAUUCUUGUGCAGAAACGACUUAGGCGUGGAAAAUGCGAUGAUGUGCGAUCGCUACGAUAAACCGCGCGACAAUGUCGUGAGGUGUAACGAGGAUGCGUGUCCCCAAUGGAAAGUCGGAGAGUACAGUCCGCGUUGCGAUUCGAAUUGCGAGAGGCACAGACAAGUACGCUGUAUGAAUGACGAAGAUACAUUUGACGACAAACGCUGCGACCUCACCAAAAAACCGCAAACCUCAACCAAAUGCAAACUGUCAGAGUGUCCGCACGCCAGCGGCAUCUCAAAGUCCUACUUCGCGGCAACCAAUCAGGAAAACCGAUAUAGAUGGCGCGCCGGACCUUGGAACGAGUGUUCGAGCACGUGUGGAAAAGGAACCAGAAAACGUGUUAUCGAGUGUAUCGAUCAACUGAACGACAUCACUGUGGUCGAUACUUUGUGUCGCAACACCAAAAGAAAACCGAAAGAUUCUAAGCCUUGUGAGAGGUACAAGUGCGAUUAUACGUGGAUAGAGGGGCCCUAUUCUAGGUGUUCGCGUACUUGCGGCCAAGGAGUGAUGACUCGGCACGUAACUUGUCACAAAGUCCACCCCGGAGGCGUAAUCGAUCGCAAACCCAUAAACCGCGAUCAACCCCACGUAAAUCCCGCCAAAUACUGCAGGAGCAGAAAACCGAAAAUGGUGAUGAACUGCAUGAUUAACCGGUGCGAGGACAAGUACAUGUGGCUACCAGGGGAAUGGACACCUUGCACCCACGAAUGUGGCAAAAAGGGCCGACAAGUCAGAGAUGUAAAUUGCAUAAACGUGUUGACCAAACAGAGGGUCCAAAGGCAUUUUUGUGCUAAAAACCUUAGACCUUACAAGAAACGGAAAUGUAAUCAGUGGAAAUGUUUAGAAAAAAAUUGCAAAGAAAUCCAGACAAAAAUGCGCACGAGAGAAAACAAAGAUUACCUCAUUUCCAUUAACGGUAUGGCGGUCAAGGUGUACUGCUACAAAAUGGACACCCCAUACCCGCAAGAAUACAUCAGUUUGCACUCUGAUCAGAGUAAUUUUGCUGAAAUAUAUGACAGAAGGUUACGAGAUCUCAGUUCGUGUCCAUACAACGGCCAAAGAAGAGAUAAUUGCGUAUGUGACAACAUCGGGCCGGAACAUUCCGGAAGGACGAUUUUCUGGAAAGUGCGACUGAAUACUACGUCACUACAAAUUUUAGGUGACGAUUUUACUUUUUCGAAACAAAUAAAGGGUCAUCGCAUUCCUUAUGGGACCGCGGGAGAUUGUUACAGUAGCCACGGGAGCUGCCCCCAGGGGCAAUUUUCGAUCGAUUUGCGACAUACGUCGUUCAAAUUGUCUAGUGAUAUCAGAUGGAAGAAUACAGGGCAGUUUGCCUCCAAAUCGAUUACUAAACGAUCUGACGUGCAAAUAGAGGGCAAAUGCGGAGGUUACUGCGGCGAAUGCGUGCCCGAUCCCACUUACGGAGGCCUCAAAGUCGAAAUCACUUAAGUCGCCAUGGAAAUCGAAAAAAUUUGAUUGAAAACCUAAAUGAAGAAAAUUGUUCCUAAGUACAGGCACAAUGAACUUGAAAGAGAAUCUUUGCAUUUUUUAGGAAAAGAAUUUGAAAAAUCUUGUUUUAUGACUGAAUUAAGUGUAAGAGUACUGCCUAUAAAAUCAUCCGUUCAUCAUGCAUUCAUUGUGUAAUUUUAGUGUAAGCAUCUUAGUUACCAAAAUGCUUCUUUUCAUAAGAAUAAUUUGACGAAACGACUUCAGACAAAUCGAGCGAUCAUUUUUUGGUGUUUGUGUCGGUGUCCUAUUUGCUAUAUUAGCAACACUAUUUUCUUAUUAUUGUAAUAAAAUCCCAAGUAUUAUUAUAUAAGUGUUAAAAGUGCCUUUGUAUAUUCUAUUCUGUGAUUUUUAUUUUUUUUUUUAAUAGUUUGGGGACCUACUAACUAUUAAAUAAUCUCCAGAAAAAUGGUAUUAUAUUGUUUAAAACAAAAAAAAAACAACUGCCAAGCAACAAAUAGUUAUUUUAUGUACAAAAAACGUCUCAUAUUGAGAUGGCUUUUUUAUUAGGUUUAAUAUACAGGGUGUGUCCUACAUUCUGGGGUCUUCCAACCAUGACAGCUCGUCUCGUUUAUAGAUUUUUAAGGGUUUUUCGUUGCCAUAUUUAUUAAUUUUUAUUUUCCUAUUCUUCGAUCACGUCUGUAUAAUCUCUUCUUUAAUUAGAACUAAUUAAUGUAUACUACGUACUAAUUGAAAGUUGUACUGCCACUUGUGUAAAUAAUUGUCAGAUAUUUAUUAAAAUUAAUUUAGGAAGCGACCGUUUAAUUUGAAUUUUUUUUUUGUUGUUCUUGAACGGUUUUUGAGUAGCUGCCAGUUUAGGGCGGCUUUUUUGCAUUUUUUAUUGUAUUUGUAAAGACUGUUUAAACUAAUAAGAGUGCUAUAAAUAAACCAAGUUUAAAUGAA
Molecule: messenger RNA, 6755 nt
Organism: Anthonomus grandis grandis
Lineage: Eukaryota; Metazoa; Arthropoda; Insecta; Coleoptera; Curculionidae
Product: A disintegrin and metalloproteinase with thrombospondin motifs 9-like
Exons: 36
Coding region: 459-5795 (1778 amino acids)
Biological process (GO): proteolysis; extracellular matrix organization
Cellular component (GO): extracellular matrix
Molecular function (GO): metalloendopeptidase activity; zinc ion binding
Source: RefSeq, a predicted model, not a curated record